GCGCUGCGAUUGGCUGAGCCCGAGACGUUUCCCAAAAGUGACGCACGCUUCUAAACUCACCGCGCGGAACUUCCCAGAGUUGUUAUUGACGAGCCGAGCAGCGGCGGCAGCGGUGACUUGUGGUGGUAUCAGCGGCCACUGGGGAGACAAAGGCGGCCGGGCGAACUGCUUUGACGGCAGCGACACACACACACACGGGAAGCCAUGGCUGCUGCCAGGCCAACGCUACGGGAAUGGGUGCUGGGACUUGUGGACCGCAGUGAACUGGGCCUCGCGUGGGUUGACAGACACCACUUGUGCUUCAGCGUCCCCUGGGGCAGAAGUCCCGGAGCUUGCGACUUCAUCCAGCGAUGGGCGACGGUGUUCGGCAAGGACACGGGCACCGAGGAUUUUGCCAAGUGGAAGCACGGCCUGCGCUGUGCCCUCGACUCGCAGUUCACCUACCAGUCCGAGGGCAUCGAUCGGCCUCAACGUCGCCUCUACAACAGCACCCGCCCUGCCAAGAGCAAAGCCAGCCCAUCGUCCCAGUCUCAAGCCAGCCCAUCAUCCCAGUCGCAAACCAGCCCAUCGUCCCAGUCUCAAGCCAGCCCAUUCAACCAGUUGUACACCAGCCCAUCGUCCCAGUCUCAAGCCAGCCCAUUCAACCAGUUGCACACUAGCACCGUGUCAACGCCUACAUUGCCGGACCCGUUAGAUGACUUGGAGGAUCUGACUGCUGAAUUUGCCCCAAAUCCGCAUCUCCCCGUGCAGGAGAGCGAGGCGGUUGGAUCGAUGUUCUGCUUCAACGGGAUGAUGGACAGCCUGGGCGCGGCCGGCCCGGAGCCUUCUGCUGAAAACCGGCACGUGGACUUUGUGAACUCGGUCUCCGAGGUGACGGAGACGGAGAUGUUUGUGGCGACUGCCGCCAUCCCCUGCACCCAGACUCUGCAAAUGGCAGUCACGGACCUGGAUUUCAAGGUUCUCUACAGAGGGAGCGAGGUGUUUAAGGCGGUGACCAGGACAAACCGCUGUAUCAUCUGCCAUGACCCCCCACAAUCCUCUGUACCAUCACCGCCGCAGCAGGACACGGCCGUCAUCUCGCUGCCGCCGCCCGUGGGCUUCAACGAGCAACAGCGCUUGACGGCGAGAAUCCUGGAGCCGCUGGCGCGCAUGUCGGCAGACAUGGGCGGCGUGGUGCUGGAGGUGGACCGCCACGGCCUGUACGCGACGCGCCACGCGCUCAGCCGCGUGUACUGGUCGGGGCCCAGCACGCCACGCCACGCCGCGCCCGUCAAGUUGCCCCGCGGCGAGCGCGUCUGCCUCUUCAACCUUGAAACGUUCAUGCAAGAAUUGAUCCAGUUUAUGAAAGGUUCACCUCCAAGGCCUCAGCCGUCGUUUGAGAUCCUUCUGUGCUUCGGGCAAGAGUGGCCCAAUGGGACAUUGGCUGAGAAACUGAUUAUGGUGCAGGUGCAGCACAGUUUGGCCCGCUUGCUGGUGGAGUUGGCCCGGCAGGGCGGUGCGUCCUCGUUGGACGGCUCGACCGUUAGGUUGCAGAUCUCCGACCCCCUGAGCAACGAGAUGAUGGAUGUGGACCAGAUGGACGAUUUUUUGAAGUGGAUCAACGCCGACAGCGGACACCAGUAGUAGGGGGGGCUCGGCCGUCGUGCGGCGGCGGCGCUGACGAGCAAGACUCAUUUUGUUGUCGGUAGUUCGUUCGUUGCUAAAAAAAAAAAAUAUUUUUUGCUUCAAAAUAUUUACGAAGCGAUGCGCCCGUGCUAGUUGUACAAUGCCAUCGCUUUCUGACAGCAUGUACAUAAUUUAAAAAAAAGCAUUGGGUGUGUGACGUUGAAUGGAUUAGGAGACUCGUGGCAGGCAGGCUUUAGUUCAAAUACGAGCAAUAUUUGAGCUAAAUUUAUUUGCUAAUUUUCAGAGAGAGGGGGGGGGGGGUACACUUUGUCACGUUUAGGUACCGCAGUGACCUGCACAGUUUUGAUAACAGACCUGGUGCUGAGAAACAAGUAUUGGUUUGGUCUGUGCCUCUUGCCUGUUAGCUUCUGGUGUCGAACAUUUUACCAUGUGCAACCCGUGUGUGAUGUAUAUAUAAAAAAAAAAUCCCAUU
This is a messenger RNA of Petromyzon marinus (sea lamprey), 2098 nucleotides long. Its product is annotated as interferon regulatory factor 5-like. NCBI's taxonomy places the organism in Eukaryota, Metazoa, Chordata, Hyperoartia, Petromyzontiformes, Petromyzontidae. Gene Ontology annotation, biological process: regulation of transcription by RNA polymerase II; immune system process. Gene Ontology annotation, cellular component: nucleus. The record is from RefSeq and is a predicted model, not a curated record. Gene Ontology annotation, molecular function: protein binding; DNA-binding transcription factor activity, RNA polymerase II-specific; RNA polymerase II cis-regulatory region sequence-specific DNA binding.